GUGUACAGGGUCACCCUCCUCAGCAGUCUGUAACUGCCAACACUGGGAACAACCCAGAUGCCCGUGGGCGAGAGGGUGGGGAGUGGCUCGUGCACUUCCACCCGCGACGCCCCAGACGCUGCGCAAAGAGCGAGGACCGAGGACACCGAGGGGAACCAGCAGAGCACAGACGGGCACGGACAGCGCGCCGCCUCCGUUCAAGAGCAGGCGCUGUAGGAAAAGACGCAUGCACCUGCUCGUUUGUGCACACGCGAGGAAAACCGGGCCCUGGAGAGACUGGUUGAUUUCCAAACCACCAACCAGCAGGAAAUAGAAAGUUCAGAGAAAUAGAAACUACCGGGGGAAAAGGGUGGAGCUACUGAGCUCUGUCAGGGCCCCCUCCGCAGCCUGCCCAGACUCGCCAUCAUGAGCCGCACUUCCCAAACCGUCUUCACUGGCGCCAACACAGGCCUCCCCCCAUCUUAUGAAAUGGUAAAGGAGGAGCACGAGGUGGCCAUGCUGGGGGGGGCCCCCCACAGCUCUGCCCCGGCUUCCAGCACCGUCAUCACCAUCCACAGCGAGACCAGCGUGCCCGACCACGUCGUCUGGUCCUUGUUCAACGCGCUCUUCAUGAACUUUUGCUGCCUGGGGUUCGUGGCCUAUGCCUACUCCGUGAAGUCCAGGGACCGGAAGAUGGUGGGCGACAUGACGGGAGCCCAGAGCUAUGCCUCCACCGCCAAGUGCCUGAACAUCUUUGCCCUGAUCUUCAGCCUCCUUCUGUUCAUCGUUUUCAUUGCUCUCUAUGUCACUGGCUCGGUGAUCCUCUUCCAUGCCAUUUCCCAGAAAAUGCAGGACCGUGGAAGCUACUAGAAGCUGCCCUUUGCCAAGGCCCACGCCCUGCACCACCCACUGCUGGCCUGCGUCUGGGGUGUUGACCUGCCCCUAGAGCCCCCCUUUUACAGCAGUUUGUGACACACAUAUCUGUCCAGUUCUGAACACAAUAAAGAGCUCUGAGGGUCCUGGUGCUGUGGUGUCUGCUGGGGUUGGGGGCAGGCAUUGCUGUGUGUCUCCAGCCUGGUCUGAGGCCGGGCUGAGGGCUUUCCUUGUCCCCUGCUCUGUUCAUCGGAGAGAAGCUGGGCAGGUCCUCAGGCCUUGCUGUUUUCAGGCCUCCCAUGGGGUGUGGUAUCUGGACUGGGGUCCUUGUGGGGGUGGGGGGUCCCUCUGUCCUGGGGAUCUGAGCCCUGACCCAGGUGGGCUGAGGUGGGGAUGACAGAGCUGGGUCCUGAACAACCUUGGUCUUGGGAUAACCCUGCAGACUCAGCUUGCAGGAGCCGCAGCGAUGCUGGGUGAGGUGUGUGUGCCUCGACCCCUUUGGGGGCACAGGGAAAUGGCAUCCAUCAGCAUAGCUGAUGGAACACAGCCCUCGCAGCCCCUCCUGCUGGUCCGACUAUUGCUCCAUCCUGGUCUGUGGUCUCCUCUGGACGUGACCUGCUCUUCUCCCAGCUCCUGGGAAGGAGCAUCAGAGGCACUGAUGGAGGGGCAGGGCCCUCUGCCCUGGUGCUGGGUGCAGACAGCAAGGGCUCCCAACCCCACUGGACUGAAGAGAGGCUCCUGGAGCUGAGACACAAGCUUGCCCGUUCAGGUGGGGGGCUGCCCGGUACCCCAGGAAGUGAGGACAUGGAGUGUGAAUGGGUGUGCUUCAGCAGGGCCAGGGGCUGCACCUUGUGGCAGGUGGGAGCCAUCCUGGGCAGACACCUGGAAGACCCUGCUGAGAAGCAGAAGUUCCUUUCCUUUCAGGCCCCAGAGGGCUGCUUGGGCAAAUGGGGGUGGGUUGCUGGGAUGCGGCCCCAACGAUAUAUGGCCGAGGAUCUUGGAGGGGGUGUGUGUGGGUAGGAAAGGCUGUCACAUAGUGUGCUCCAUGUUCCCAGGGCCUGACCUGGGGUCCAACACCUCCCUAUGCCCUUCCUUCCCAAGCCUGUUGUCCAGAGCGUGGUGGUGACAGCUGCAGCCCCUAGGCCCCCUUUUGAAGUUGCCGUCAGGGAGGGCCUAGACGAACCACUGGGGAGCCAGAGCUCCAGGCCCGGGGCAGCUGCACCAGGCGAUGGUGGGAAAUUAGGGUGAUUAUGGGAGAAGAUCCAGUGGACAGAACAGAGGACAAAAAGCAUUAUUCCAUGGGUUCCAGAGUGAACAGUUGCUGCACAAGAGGGUGCUUCUGCCUCCUCGUCUCAACUGAAACUCAGCUGUCCCUGGGAUGACAAGACCCUCCGCCCCCAUUGGCCCCUCAAGUGGGGGCUCUGCUCUCCCUCUCCCAUGUCUGCGAUGCCUCGGGGGUCUGGAGGUCCCACCCUGGCUGCUCCUCGUCUCCUCCAGACCAUCUCCUUCCCUGUUCCAUGAACCUCCCAGCUCCUUGGAAGCUUAUGUACUUGAGUCACUGACCUGAUCCUUAGUGUGACUCCUCUAAUAUUCCAGCCUUCCUCCUUCUGCACAAACGGAGGAAAGCACAUCACCACCAGCCCCGACAUUAGGCCUGUUCAUGGGACAUGCUUUGGCUGAUGAACAGAGGUGAAGUGAUGGCCGUCCCUUCUGGGCCAGCACUUGAGACCAUGUGUGAUUUUCCAAAUUCCCUUGUUCCUGGCCUUGGGACUUGUGGAUGCGCCUGUCAGGAAGGAGAUUCGAUCUGUCCCUGGUGACCACCAUCUGCAGCCUCCACGCCACUGCAGACCCACACUGGCGUUAAACGGAGAGUGAGAAACCAGCCUUUCUUGUAAACCACUGAGAUUUGGGAUUGUUUGCUACCCCCACACAAGCUGGGCACCCUGACUGAUACAGAAAUUGUCUUCAAAGCGCAGUGGUGACUUGAGGGAAGAUGGAUGAGUGGGGAGCGGGCGGCAGAGACUACUUCUCUCCCACAAGCAGUGAGUAGCCAGGCAGAAAGUGUCAGAUCAACUAUUCUGGGUUUCCCGGGUAUGUGAGGGCGAGGAGACUGAGAAACCAUGGUCAGAGGCUGUGAGAAAUUCUGUCUGAGGCCCCUGGCCUCCCCCACCCUCAGGGGAGGUGGCAGUGGGUGGCCCGACCCUUGCGGACUGUAGGGGACAGAGCACAGCACUGAGCCAGAUGUUGGCCAGUGAGGCCAGAAUGUGGGAUCCCACAGCUCCAGCCCAUCGGGGUCCGACACUGGGCAUCCUGGUUUCCACACUGGAGGCGAACGGGCAAGGAGCCAGGACAGGGGCCUUUGGGGCUGAGAACAGGUGGCCGGUGUGCUCCAUCUGCUGGGCAGGCCGGAAAGUGCAGCCUGGUGACAUGGAGGGAGAAAAGGCUUUUUGGUGUCUCCCCUGACCCUCUCUGAGGGCCCGGUGGAUCCCGUCUGCUCCCCUGCUCGGGUCCCUGGCUGCGUUGGCUGGGAAAUAGAGACAAUCCAACUGUCAAAGAGGCUUUACACAAACCAAUCAAAACAAAAUCCUAGAGAAGUGAGAGAACCUGACCUUCAGAAUAAAGCAUCAAGAUAAUCAGACACCCAGAUAUCAGCAAAAAAUCAGAAGCCAUACUAUAACUCUGGAAGAUAUGGCCCAGUCAAAGGAGCAAAUU
Molecule: messenger RNA, 3564 nt
Organism: Choloepus didactylus (southern two-toed sloth)
Lineage: Eukaryota; Metazoa; Chordata; Mammalia; Pilosa; Megalonychidae
Product: interferon-induced transmembrane protein 3-like
Exons: 3
Coding region: 406-849 (147 amino acids)
Biological process (GO): response to interferon-beta; defense response to virus; type I interferon-mediated signaling pathway
Cellular component (GO): plasma membrane
Source: RefSeq, a predicted model, not a curated record